Colletotrichum lupini is the source of this 2886-nucleotide messenger RNA. RefSeq names its product ADP-ribose pyrophosphatase. The record is from RefSeq and is a predicted model, not a curated record. The transcript is spliced from 10 exons. Gene Ontology annotation, cellular component: nucleus; cytosol. Gene Ontology annotation, molecular function: ADP-ribose diphosphatase activity. Lineage: Eukaryota; Fungi; Ascomycota; Sordariomycetes; Glomerellales; Glomerellaceae. The coding region runs from base 1 to 2886 and encodes 961 amino acids. Gene Ontology annotation, biological process: nucleoside phosphate metabolic process; ribose phosphate metabolic process.
AUGGCGCCAUUCACGAUUGAUGUGCGGAAUGUUUCCGGAGCCAUCAAUAGGACCGAGAUGGAAGAGACGAGCGAUAACCCAAGCCAAGAGCUCGCUGCAGUUUACCGGCGGUUGAUAGAGGUCGACUCGACCUUCAAAAAAAUCAUCAACCACAACCCAGAACUUAGCCUGGAGGACUGGAAAGCACGCAAGAAGGCAAAUCCAAACGAGCUCGGCCCUUACUCGGACCUAAUCGAACAAGGAUUUGCUCUUCGAGCACACGUUCACGGCAUUCUCAACCCGACGGACAGCAGGCUUCUCAACUUGCCCUUCGAGCUCCUAGAUCUGAUCUGUUCUCACGUCGACGCCGUCUCGGCAAAGGAAAACGAUUUCACCUGGGCGCAGCCACACAAGAGGCGAAAAGUAGACAUUGAAACUCUCCAGUCCCUUCGUCUGUCUUGCCGCCGUCUCUGCGAAGCAGCAUCCCCUUACUUGGUUCCUACCAUUACGGUCCACGUCACACGGAAAUCCCUCGAUCGUCUGAAUGCAAUUUCCCGGCAUGCGACCAUCGGACGAGGCGUGCGCUGUAUCCGCAUUCCCCUAGGCUUCUACGAUGGACUCGCGGCAUACGCACAAGAGAAUUUCAUUCUCUUGGCGAAGCACGAGCUCCGGAACUUGUUCCGUCGGGAACUCUCGCAUGGGAUGACGCGUCAGGACAUGCUGUCUGACGGCGCAAAAGAGAAUCUUCAGGCGAUAUUCGAUCUUUUGGAUCGGCUCACCGACGACGAGCCUUGGGAUGAGGAGCUUUCAAAUGCAUUUCACGAAGGAUUCAUUGGUAAAGCAUACGAUAAAUACGCGCGCCUUGAGGCCGAGCAAAAGCACCUUCACGACGAUAGGUGGCACAGCUUCUCCGAUAUUGUGUCAUUUGCAAUGAAGCGGAUGCCGAGUGCGACGAGACUGGAGAUGAGCGAUUCGUUUGAACCGCAGUGGACUCCGCCUGAAGGAGACGCCCUCGUCAACGAAGACGAACUUUACCAGUACCUGAUAACUCCUCACCGAUGGGAGCACGCAGCCACAGCGGUUACUCAACUCGAAGAUGACCUCAUGAGCGCUCGACGGCCGUUCGGAUUCAUCCCAGGCGUUCUCGGAGCUACCGGGGUUUUCCUGACACGGUUUGCUGUGCGAGUCACCCCGAUGCACUUCUGGGCUGCAUUUGAGACGGUCGGGGAUGAGCCGACAAUAGAUGAAUACAAUUGGGUUACUGAACAGCUCCGUUGCUUCGAAUUCACGAGCAAAUACUUGCUCAGCGAAGGCCCUUCCAGAAGACCCCAGGUCACCUGGUCGAAGUUUCACGAUGCGGCUGGCUUUGAAGGUUGUGGGAAGCUUCUCAGUGUUCUUACCGCGACGGACAGUCUAGAGCGCAUCUCGAUCGACUUGGAGGAGUUCAGCCACGAUGCAGACACAAUCGAAAUCGGACCACAAAAACCGUGGCAUUUCAACUGGUUUGUCCAAACGCAACCAUGGCCCAAUCUCCAACGACUUACACUUUCGAAUGUGCGUCUCAACUCUCACGACUUUGGCGUGCUUCUUGGCGAUAGAGAGAUAGAACUCAGUCUGAGCUCUGCUGAGAUGGUUCAAGGUACGUGGGAGGAGACAUUGGAUAUGUUGCGGCGCAAAGCCGACGCGAAGCAGCGGGGAGAGCAGGGUCUCGCGCCGCUUAGAAUUAUGGCUUUGACAAGUCUGUCUGGGGCUGAGUGCAAGGAGAUGGGCGAAGAUGAGUACCGCGUCUUGAGUCUUGCGGCUCAGGGCUACAUCUGGGGAGGACAGUGCUGCAAGCAAUUGAAGCUUUUGAUGAAUCCAAAUAGAGACAUAAUUUACUUGAACAGCGUGAAUAGGAAAAGAGACAACAUUGGAACCUUCAACCAAUCUGGGUUUGUAUACGUCAGAUUCGAUCAAGUACUCAGUAUGGAGGACUCAACGAAGCCUCAUGUAGUUUCAUCGGAGCCACUGGAGAUUGGAGAUGCUAAAUGGAUGACGUUGGUCAAGUCGGUUCCCCCUCAGAUAAUGAUCUCAUACGAAACUACACUGAUCAAGUACAGAGACGUGGAUGGUAAAGACCGCGUCUGGGAAGGAGUUGAGAGGAAGACACGCGCAGCAGGCAGCUCAGUCGACGCGGUGCAUAUCGUUGCCGUGUUAAAGAAAGAAACUGGCCCAGAGCUUCUGCUUCAGCGACAGUUCCGCCCGGCUGUGGGCAAAAUCUGUGUCGAACUUCCCGCUGGACUGCUGGACAAAGGCGAAACCAUCGAACAGUGCGCGAUCCGCGAACUCGCAGAAGAGACAGGCUACGUCGGUACCAUCAAGCCGGAUUCGUAUGUGAACAGCCCAAAGCUUUUCGGCGCCCCUGGCUUCUCCAAUUCGUGCUCUGUUAUGGUCCAUGUUGAUAUAGACAUGCAAGCAGAGGAAAAUCGCAACCCCAAGCCGAGCUUGGAAGAAGGAGAGUUCAUCGAGUGUUUCUCACUGCCCUUGACCAGCCUUUACGUCGAAUGUAGGAGGCUAGAGGCCGAAGGUUAUGCUAUCGAUGGAAAGCUCGGGUCUUUGAUAGAGGGCUUUCAAAUGUCCCAGGGCUCUCUGUCAAAUAACAAAGAUGACCAGGGUUCUAAAGUCGUCUUGAUGGAAAUGGGAAAGCCUGAACAAGUCUCUCGGCGAUACGAAGGCUACCCAACGGAUGAGUUAGUGAUGGUAUCGGAUCAUGAGGGCGGUAUUCACGAUGUGCCGAACCAUUUGUAUCGAAAAUCUGUCAAAGGUCUCCUGAUACGAAGAGCCCUGUCCGGUUUACAUGCUCGAAGGGGUUCGCCGUGGUCACACCAGGAUCAUAAUCGCGAUGAAGAAUUUUCAAUGGAUGAAUGA